CGAGUGUUUUUGCGCAGGACAACGAAGGAAGCUCGUGUGGUAAAUUUUCGCGGCCUUCGGAGUGUCGGGCUCAUGCACCCGGACCAGGAAUAAACACGACCAACUUCUGACAACCGAAAAAAGACUGGGCCGAAACAGCCAACGACAAUCCCUGGAAGGUUAAAUGGUGCUGCAGAGGCACAUCACUUCGAAAGUAUGUAAAGAAGAGAAGAGAGUGUUUUUCUCUGUUAUCCACCUGAGACUAUGGCUUAUUCAAAUUACAGCAGCUUAAACCGUGCUCAGCUCACCUUUGAGUACCUGCACACUAACUCGACAACACAUGAGUUUCUUUUCGGAGCUUUGGCUGAGCUUGUAGACAAUUCAAGAGAUGCAAAUGCUACAAGGAUUGACAUAUAUACGGAGAAAAGACCAGACCUUCGAGGAGGCUUCAUGCUUUGUUUCUUGGACGAUGGAACUGGCAUGGACCCAAGUGAGGCAACACAUGUCAUUCAGUUUGGCAAAUCCAGCAAAAGGUUUCCUGAGUCCACCCAUAUUGGCCAGUAUGGAAAUGGCCUUAAGUCUGGCUCAAUGCGUAUUGGCAAAGACUUCAUCCUGUUCACGAAGAAAGAUGACAAAUUAACAUGUUUAUUUUUGUCCCGAACGUUUCAUGAAGAGGAAGGGCUGGAUGAGGUUAUAGUUCCAUUGCCCAGUUGGGAUCUGAAGACCCAGCAGCCUCUUACUCAAGACCCAGAGAAAUAUGCGAUUGAGACAGAGCUCAUUUUCAAAUACUCGCCUUUCAAGAGCGAAGAGCAGCUCUUCCAGCAGUUCAAAAAAAUUGAGGGAGCCAGUGGGACACUGGUUGUCGUUUAUAAUCUGAAACUUAUGGACAACAGAGAGCCCGAGUUGGACGUGCAGACAGAUCACCAAGACAUCCUGAUGGCAGGGACACCUGUAGAGGGAGUGAAGCCUGAAAGACGGUCAUUCCGUGCCUAUGCAGCUGUUCUGUACAUCGAUCCUAGGAUGAGAAUCUUUAUUCAGGGACACAAAGUCAGGACCAAGAGGCUCUCCUGCUGCUUAUAUAAUCCUAGGAUGUAUAAAUACACAUCAACACGCUUUAAAACACGUGCAGAGCAAGAAGUGAAGAAAGCUGAUCAUCUUGCAAAACUUGUGGAGGAGAAGGCCAGAGAAGCAGAGAGUAAAGCUCGCGCUCUGGAAUUAAAACUGGGAAAUGAUUUAUCUAAAGAGGCCAGGGCUGCGUUGAGAAAAGCACAAGAUUCAGCUACAGCACUGCGUGCAGAAGCUAAUCGAAAACAAGCCAUUCAUGCGUCUAAACAAAAGGCACUGAAGGAGCCCAAAGAGCUGAAUUUCAUCUUUGGUGUGAACAUUGAAAGGCGCGACCAAGAUGGCAUGUUUAUCUAUAACUGUAGUCGACUCAUUAAGAUGUACGAGAAGACCGGGCCACAACUGGAUGGGGGAAUGGCAUGUGGAGGAGUAGUAGGGGUGGUAGAUGUUCCCUAUCUUGUAUUAGAGCCAACACAUAAUAAGCAAGAUUUUGCAGAUGCAAAAGAGUACAGACAUUUACUCAGAGCUAUGGGAGAAUAUCUUGCCCAAUACUGGAAGGAUAUUGGUAUAGCUCAGAAAGGCAUAGUGAAGUUCUGGGAUGAGUUUGGCUACCUGUCAGCCAACUGGAAUGCUUCGCCUUCAAAUGAUCUCAGGUUCCGCCGGCGCAGAGCCAUGGAGAUUCCUGUGACGAUACAGUGUGAUAAAUGUCUGAAGUGGCGUACAUUGCCGUUUCAGAUGGAUGCUGUGGAUAAGCGUUACCCAGAUAGCUGGGUUUGUCUCAUGAACCCUGAUGGAACGCAGGAUAGGUGUGAUGCCCCUGAACAGAAGCAAAAUUUACCAGUUGGUGUUUUGAAGAAAGACACCAAAACUUCAGAAGACAAACAAAAAGAGCUCUCUGAAAAAAUUCGCCAGCAACAGGAGAAAUUGGAGGCUCUACAGAAAACCACAACAGUUAAGUCGGCAGCAGAUGUAAAACGGCUCCCACUAGAUGUCAGUGCGAAGACUGCAGAGGAACGUACAUCUCAGACUGCUAUUCGGUCGUCGCAGCGUUCAGCGGCUCGUCCUCGUUCACCCCCUCUUCCCGCUGUGGUCAAAAAUGCUGUCAGUCACUCACCUGCAGCUAAAUCUCCACCUCCAAAAUCUACAGGACCUUCACGUCCUAGUAGAACUCCACCAGCUGCUACCACUCCAGCCAAAGCCAAAUCAGCCUCCACCCCGCCCUCCAAGUCAGCAAAAGCCACCACUAAAACCGUGCACACACCUCCACCUUCAAAAGCAUCGGCUCGCAGGAGCGUAACUCAAACACGUAGUACAACACCAUCCUCUACAAAGACGACCAGGCAAACAUCAGCCAGCAAGAGAGGAAGUGCCAAGAAGGGUAAAGCACAAAAAGAAGAUGAAGAGGAAGAAAGUGAAGAGGAGGAGGAGGACGAUGAGCAGGAAGAGGAGGAAGAAGAACAAGAGAGUGAAGAGGAAGAAGAGCCACAACCCAAGAAAUCCAAACUGGCAGCACCUUCUCAGCCUCGUGGCAAGGGAACAGUAGAGAAGAAGGUCCUGCCAACCAAACAAGCUAAUAGCACAGAGAGAAUCAGCAAUAGCACAGAAGAAGAUUUAAAACAAGAUGCACUGAAAAAUGCCCAUAAAGAUAAAGGCUUACAGGUGGAGGCAAAGGUUAAUGGAGAAUGGUUCACUGGCCGGGUGACUGCAGUAGAAACAGGGAAAGAGAGUGUGCGCUGGAAAGUAAAGUUUGAUUACGUACCCAUGAACACUCCACGAGACCGCUGGGUGUUUAAAGGCAGCGAGGAUGUCCGCCUUAUGCGGCCUGCCUCACCAGAGUCACGUAGUCCAGACACCAAUCAGGGCCCAGCACGGUCUGUGACUCCACCCACCGCAGCAGAGCCUGAUACGACCCAGAGCGGCCCGAGCAGAGAAACGACAGAAGGCCUUGUCACUAUGAUGAGGACAUUGCUGCGGUACUUUUUCCCGCCUGAUUUCCGAAUCCCAAAAGAUUCUGUCAACACUAUGAGUGCUGAAGACCUUGUGGCUUUCCCCAUUAAAGAGUAUUUUCAGCAAUAUGAGGCAGGGCUGCAGAAGCUGUGUAACUCAUACCAGAGCCGUGCUGAGUCUCGAGCUCGGGCCGUGGAGGAAAAGAGCAACGGCGCAGAGGCUAAACUCAGAGAGUCUGAAGAAAAACUGCGCAAACUCAGAACAAAUAUAGUCGCACUGCUGCAGAAAGUCCAGGAGGAUAUUGAGAUCAGCAGCGAUGAUGAGCUGGAUGCCUACAUAGAGGACCUGGUCACUAAGGGCGAGUGAAACACUCCAGAGCUUUCUACAUCUCUCCCUGUUUUCCUUUGUUUGUAGGUUCUCUCAAAAUCUGAUUUCCUCUUUGUUCAUCCACAUUGUUGAUUUAUUUUAUAAGUUCUGUUGACUGAUGAGAAGUCACAACAUUUCCGUUAUGCCUCCCACUUCCAGCCUGAAGCUAGAGAUGUACAGGCAGUAUUUUCUCACAACGUACACCCGGCACCUUCACACGGUUCCUUCCCCUAGCUGAUGAAUUUAAUGAUGCAUAUAUUGUGAGCUUUGACCAAAGGAGCUUAUAUGCUUCACAUCUUCUACAUAACACAAACACUAGCCUCUUUGUUUUUCUCUUCAUUUGGAUAUACAUAUCUGAGUCAUUGAGUAUUUCAUUCCCAGCUCCGAAAAGAUCUGCCGUGUAUCAGUAUGAGCUUGCAGCAUUAAGGAGAAAAAAAAAACUACUGUUAUGAAGAAAUCUGUUUGGAAACUUAAUUACUGUAACUUUUAAGUUCAAUCCCUGCUAGCUGUUUUUUUUUUUUCUUUCUUUCUUUUUCCUGUAGGUUCCCUGUGUUUUGCAAGCAUUAGCAUGGGGUCCAGGACUGUUUAUUUUCUUUUUUCUGAAUAAGUGCAGAUGGUUUACCCCAUGGUUCACAACAUUUAGUCCACGUCUUUAUAUAAGUAUAUUUUUUAAACACUUUUAAGAAAAUGUUCCAAUAAAAGUUAGGAUGUUUAUGAA
Messenger RNA from Pangasianodon hypophthalmus (striped catfish), 4072 nucleotides. RefSeq names its product MORC family CW-type zinc finger 2 (gene morc2). Gene Ontology annotation, molecular function: zinc ion binding. Lineage: Eukaryota; Metazoa; Chordata; Actinopteri; Siluriformes; Pangasiidae. Gene Ontology annotation, cellular component: nucleus. The record is from RefSeq and is a predicted model, not a curated record. The coding region runs from base 244 to 3354 and encodes 1036 amino acids. The transcript is spliced from 27 exons.